AUGUUACUCAUACUUUUCAUAGUUUGUAAUUAAUUGGUUAUAUUAUAAAUUUGCAUUUCUGUUUUGUCCUUAUUUAAUUAUUGGUUUAAUAAUGUUUCUACAUUAAGCCUCUUUAAAAUAGAACCAUUUUAUACUAUAUAUUAUAACUUAAUANCUUAAUUAUAAAACACAGUUUAAUAAUAAGAAUGCCAACUUCAAUAAAAGAACAUAUAAAUAGAUAUCGUUAGAUCUGAAACCAAACGUUUAUUAGAAAAUUUAAAAAAAAAUUCUAUUUAACCUUAAAAUAUAACCAUACAAGUGAGAUAAUCCAUAGCUGCCUUGAUUGCUUAAUAAAUUAAAGAUAUCUAAUAAAUAAUUUAGAUUAUAGAUGAAGCUAAGAAUUAGUUUGUCUCCUUUCUUUCAGAAAAUAAAAAGCAUAGUAUAAAUCAGGAUAAAGGGUUUGCGAGCGAUUUAGAAUACAUAAAAAGCUAAUCUUCGCUGCUAAGUGAUUUUUUGAAGAAAUUAAAGAAAUGAGAUAAUUAAAUAGUG
Messenger RNA from Paramecium octaurelia, 528 nucleotides. The record is from the annotation of a GenBank genome assembly. NCBI's taxonomy places the organism in Eukaryota, Ciliophora, Oligohymenophorea, Peniculida, Parameciidae.